CGGCGACAUUUGCCGAAUGUCUAACCGUAUUUCCUGUCUGCCUACUGUCAAAAUAAAAAAGCCUACUAGUGCCGAAAAAAAUAUAUUAAAAAAAAGUAUAAUUCUCUCUGAAAUGAUCAGAGGUGGGUAAAGUAACCUAAAACUGUUCUCUAGUAAUAAAAGCAAAAGGUAUUAUGCAGUAAAACUACUCCUACAAGUAUUUUUCUUGAGUUACUGAAGUAAAUGUACUUGAAGUUUAACCUAUAACAAUCCACCCCAAGUAAAAACCACUUACAUGUUCUAGGUGAAAAGCAGAAUGCAGUUUCCUCACACUGACGCCAGGUGGCGGUGUUUGCGCAGUGAAAUUAGAAACACUCUUUUCGAACCUCACAGCUGCCGCAUCACAUCUGAAUCUGUGAACAUGGCCUCGGCUGCCCUUGUUCGCCUGCUCAGGCUGUCAGCUGUCAGGAACGGGCGCCUCUCACCGCGGAGACCCUUCAACGCCCCGGGGAGGACCGUGACGCCGAGCCGGAAAGCCGUGUGCACAUCAAGCGGCGCCAUUCUGCCCAAACCCAAGAAGACCCCCUUUGGCCUCUUCCGGAUUGCUCUGGUAGUGGUUCCCUUCUUAUAUGUGGGGACUCAGAUCAGCAAGAGCUUUGCGGCGCUGCUGGAGGAGCACGACAUAUUCGUUCCGGAGGAUGACGACGACGAUGACUGAGGACUCCGUGGGAUCAUCAGAUGUUCGUGUUUUAAUCGCUACCAAGUGUCUGUACCCACCAAUGUAGAGAAAUGCCUUCCUGGAGGUCCUGUUGCUGUGACUCUAAUUCACCUCUGCCUGCACUUGUUUCAGGGAUUUUGCUGUUAUUUGACAGACACAAGACUGUCGCUCCAUUUUUGUAUGGUACUGUAUUUGCUUGCACUACAGGAGUCUUAAUAAAAAGAAAAAUAUACAAAAUGUCA
Girardinichthys multiradiatus is the source of this 939-nucleotide messenger RNA. RefSeq names its product essential MCU regulator, mitochondrial-like. Gene Ontology annotation, cellular component: mitochondrial inner membrane; uniplex complex. Gene Ontology annotation, biological process: calcium import into the mitochondrion; mitochondrial calcium ion homeostasis. The transcript is spliced from 3 exons. NCBI's taxonomy places the organism in Eukaryota, Metazoa, Chordata, Actinopteri, Cyprinodontiformes, Goodeidae. Bases 296 to 697 code for a protein of 133 amino acids. The record is from RefSeq and is a predicted model, not a curated record.